AUGCCUGGGUUCUCCGACUCCUUCUGGACCCCCGACUAUGCUACUGGUCUGGGGGUACUGUACGGCAAGCUGCAGCAGGGAGUCGUGGAGAAUAAACAAAUUCUCACGAUUGCGACCAUGCGGGCAGAGGCGGAAGAGCAAUAUGGCCUCCGCAUGGGUGAAAUCGCCCCGAGCGUUGAUCGCUUGUCAACUGUGGGGUUUGGGAAGGAUGACGGUGCCAGUGUUCGCAAGGCUUACGAGGGCGUCCGAACGGAAAUGGUCGAGGCUGCGCGCAAUCACCAGAAAAUCGCCAGCAAUAUUCGGGAGCUCGUCGUAGCUCCUUUCCGCCGCUGGAGCGACCAGCACGAAUACCGUGUUCAGACCUCCCAUGACAAUCUCCAGGCCAGGAUCAAGGAGCAUACCAAGCAGGUGGAUGUGGUCAAGAAGCUGCGCAGCCACUACUUCAACAAGUGUCGGGUAGUCGAGGACUUGGAAGAGGAGAACAAACUCGCCUUCCAGGACCCUGACACAAGUCCUAAACCGUUGACCACGCCCAAAAUUGUGUUGCCUACCCCCGAGGACGAGCCGGAGGAAGAUCCCUAUGAGAUUGGAGACCGAAUCUAUUCUCCGGAGGAGAUCAAGCGGCUUCUCAUCCACAUGCUGGACAACAUCAGACUGGGUGAAGCCAAAGUACCCAUUAUUGGCACGUAUCAGAAUACUUCGACUGGCGCGGAGAUUGUUGAGUACAUCCAAAAGAACAUGGGAGCUACGAAUCUCGCCCAGGCAGAGCUAAUUGGCCAGGAUUUGGUGGACAACGGGCUUCUACGCUUGGUCGGAAACAUGGGUAGCACAUUUGCGAACAGCUCAAAGAUGAACUACCAGUGGCGCCCAAAGGUUUUCCAGAUUACUGGCAUUCCGGAGAAGAAGAAGCCGCUGAUGCGCGUGACUUCCGUGGCCUCCAGCGAGGACGGGACUGGCAAUGAGUCGCCAAUCUCUUCCGUUCAGGAGAUGCUGGCUGGCUGGAAUCCUCUCAACAACCAACACCCCAACGAGACCCCCGCAGACAAACUGCGGAGGGAAGCUUUCGAGGCUGACGAAAAAUACAAGGCCGCAGUCCGGAGGUUGGAUCAAAUUCGGUGCCGCAUGGAGGAGGAAAUCAUUGACAAUCUGCGGUUCAUGGAACAGUGCGAGCUUGACCGUCUCAAGGCCAUCAAGGCUGUGGUGCUCGAUUUCUCUGGUGCUAUUAGCAAUGUCAUUCCCAACCUGCAAAGCACCGUCGACCAUAUGAUGCUCUAUCAAGAGACAAUCCAGCCAUUGGGAGACUUGCGGUACUUGCUCGAGAAUUACCGCACCGGAGGAUUCGUCCCGCGCGUGCAGGCAUAUGAGAACUACUACGGCUCAGUUGAGGAGCAGAACUUUGGCGUAGAUCUCGAAGCCCGCGCUCGCGUUGAUCGCAAGCGUGUUCCGAUUCUGGUCACUACGAUCUUGACCUAUUUGGACAACGCGUACCCUGAACUGGAGGGAGAUGAGGCUCGCCGCGCUAUCUGGCUUCACAACCCUCCUCUUGCCCAGACCCACCAGUUGCGCCACGCUUUGAAUAAUAGCAAGGUUGAUUACCGCGAUGUUUUGCCCAAAUUUGAGAUACCCAUUGUUGCCAGCGUUCUAAAAUUGUACCUUCUUGAACUGCCAGAUUCCCUUGUUUCUUCACAAGUCUAUGAGAUUGUCAAAACGAUCUACUCGACCACCGCUCACGAGACCACGGAAGAGGGACGGAUCAAGGUACUCCAGAGUACUCUUGGACAGCUCCGUCUCGUCAAUAUUGCCACGCUUGAUGCCAUCAUGACCCAUUUCACGCGUUUGAUUGAUUUGACCUCAGCCGAGGAACAGUACAUCGCCAGUCUGGCUCAGACCUUGUCUCCAUGUGUGCUUCGACCUCGCGUUGAGAGCAGUCUUACCAUGGAUGAACGCCAUAGCUAUCGGUUGAUCCGUGAUCUCUUUGCUCACAAGGACGCGAUCUUUGGCGAAUUGAAGCGCCAGUCAAGUGCUCUUGGCCUAUCGACUUCCAGCCGCCCUCGCGCUAUUAGCACUGAUGAGAGCAACCGUCGAGCCGCCAUGGAAGCUCGUCAACGAGCUAUUGUCAACCGGAGCCGCGCAACGAGCCCUGCUCCCGGUCCACGACACCGCCGAGAUCGCUCAAGUGGCGCCUCCGCGGCUACUCGCUUCCCCAUCAACGUGACAAGCCCUACAGAUCGAUCUCGGACUCCUGCGCGAACGAGCGCUAGUCUGGAUGUUCCGCCCAAGAGUGAAUCGCCCACUGUGACCGAGCACGCUUCACCGCCAUCGACAGAGACAGGUACCCACUCUGCCACUAAUGGCGCAGCAGUCGAGUCGCCGAUCUCUGUAGCCUCCACUGCUUCGUCGGGAACGUCCAGCCCACCACCUCCCCCGGAGACUGUCUCGGACGAUUCGCCCACUCCCACUCCCACUCCUGCUCUCACUUCUGCGGAGUUCGAUAAACGAAGCUCAAUUCCCCGAUCCAUGGCCGGUCGGUACACUCGGAAGCCCGGCCUUGGUAGUCUCUCCAGCUUUCCUGUCGGGGCAGGCGCCGGCUCCGAGCCAGAUAGCAAACGAAGCAGCCUGGCCGAGACUGAGCCUAAAGGUGUAACUUUGGAGGAUAGGCCAAUGGAUGAUUAG
Penicillium diatomitis is the source of this 2673-nucleotide messenger RNA. Its product is annotated as GTPase-activating protein RGD2. Gene Ontology annotation, molecular function: GTPase activator activity. The coding region runs from base 1 to 2673 and encodes 890 amino acids. The transcript is spliced from 3 exons. NCBI's taxonomy places the organism in Eukaryota, Fungi, Ascomycota, Eurotiomycetes, Eurotiales, Aspergillaceae. The record is from RefSeq and is a predicted model, not a curated record. Gene Ontology annotation, cellular component: plasma membrane; cytoplasm; cell division site. Gene Ontology annotation, biological process: cytoskeleton organization; small GTPase-mediated signal transduction.